Mus caroli (Ryukyu mouse) is the source of this 2890-nucleotide messenger RNA. It is a transcript of the gene Slc38a9, whose product is annotated as solute carrier family 38 member 9. Gene Ontology annotation, biological process: amino acid transmembrane transport. Gene Ontology annotation, cellular component: lysosomal membrane. NCBI's taxonomy places the organism in Eukaryota, Metazoa, Chordata, Mammalia, Rodentia, Muridae. Gene Ontology annotation, molecular function: L-amino acid transmembrane transporter activity. The record is from RefSeq and is a predicted model, not a curated record.
ACGACUGGCCUUUUUAUACUUGUGCUCACAUAUUCUUAUGCACACCAGAAAAAAAGAAUUGAACCCACAAAUUUUGUGUGAUCCUACACUCAGAUCCCAGCAGCAACCCUGAGGUUUCUGUGUAGCAGAAUCUCACUGCUUUACAGUGUCAAACGGUGCGUGCAUGGAGUCGUAUACAUUGCUAAGAUUGAGAGUGACUAAAUAUGUUUUCUUCCAGGGCUGAAAAACUAAAUUAUAGUGUGUUCAUACACAUGGAAUAUUUUUCAUCUAAUACAAAGGAGGUGGGCUUAUGACAUAUCAAAAUGAAACAACUCUUCGAGUUAUUUUGUUAAAAGAAAAAAGUGAGUUGCAGAGCAGUAUCUAUAGUCUGCCACCAUUCAUGUAAAGUUGCUCACUGUGUUAUAAGACAAUACAGUGUGUGCAGAUGGAGUCGGGGAAGGCUUGGAUGGCUGAGAGGAACUGCACAGCUGAGGUAAGGGAGCCUGGUGCGUAGAGUUAGUAGAUCCUCAGUACCCAGUCAGUGACUACCCUCGUUGCUAUCAGCAGAAUGUUAGUGUAGAUAAGAGCUGCAGCUAUUUCCAGCCCAGGAGAUAAGAAGAUUGCAGUGAGCUGAUCCUGGCGGUGUUGUUAUCAUUUCUUCUGAUAGUUGAUUUCUCAGUUCUUCUUGUAGCUAAAACUGGUAGUGUGAAAUUUAUCCCUGAAGAAAGUGUCGUUAACAGUGGCUAUCAGAAGAAAUAGAGAAAUCGAUAAUUGUGAUUCUCACUGGUAUAUUCCAGUAUUAGUGAAUGUAGUCCACUUACAAAUGCUGACUGAAUGCUUAGAGUUUUUCUUGAAGCUUCUAAGUUCUGUGAUAAAUAAUUGGCCACUGUGACAAUGAGACAUAGGUCAUUAAAGUGCAUUCCAUUAUGAUAAGUUAGCAGUUCAGUUCCUUGAAAUUUUAAUCUAACAGGGUAUAUUAAAUGGAAAUACAUUUUCUAUAAUGAAACUUCAAAAAGGAAGGAAUCCGCUAUUUUCAAUCCUGGCGUAACUGGCACUCAACAUCUCGAUGAAAACGGUUGGAAAAGAAAAGCUUUCAAAGCCAUUCUGUUCUCAGAGUACCCAAGCCAACUAAACUGUGAGACGUGAAUGCCUUUCCUUUGUGCGCCCGCCCGCUUCACAUGGAGGACAAGAGAUUAUUCUCUACAAUGGCUGACUUCCAGAAUUCUUGCCUGAAUGCUUUUUGUCAAGUAUAUAUUCCCUUCUUUAGGCCUUUCUAUAUAGAGCCUACCAACAUUGUCAAUGUGAAUGAUGUCAUUCAGAGGGUUAGUGACCAUGCUGCUGCUAUGAACAAGCGGAUUCACUACUACAGCCGGCUCACCACUCCUGCAGACAAGGCACUGAUUGCUCCAGACCAUGUAGUCCCUGCUCCGGAGGAAUGCUAUGUGUAUAGUCCAUUGGGCUCUGCCUAUAAACUUAAGAGUUACACUGAAGGCUAUGGUAAAAACACCAGCUUAGUUACUAUUUUUAUGAUUUGGAAUACCAUGAUGGGGACAUCUAUACUAAGUAUUCCUUGGGGCAUAAAACAGGCUGGAUUUACCACUGGGAUGUGUGUCAUCGUGCUGAUGGGCCUUCUGACACUUUACUGCUGCUAUAGAGUGGUGAAGUCCCGGAGUAUGAUAAGUACAUCGGACACAAGUACCUGGGAAUAUCCAGAUGUCUGCAAACAUUAUUUUGGCUCCUUUGGGCAAUGGUCAAGUCUCCUUUUCUCCUUGGUGUCUCUCAUUGGAGCAAUGAUAGUUUAUUGGGUGCUUAUGUCUAAUUUUCUUUUUAAUACUGGAAAGUUUAUUUUUAAUUUUAUUCAUCACAUUAAUGACACAGACACUGUACUGAGCACCAAUAAUAGCAACCCUGUGAUAUGUCCAAACGCUGGCAGUGGUGGCCGUCCUGACAACAGUUCCAUGAUUUUCUACAACAACACAGAAGUGCAGUUGUUUGAGAAGUGGUGGGACAAGUCCAGAACAGUGCCCUUCUACCUUAUAGGGCUCCUCUUGCCGCUGCUCAACUUCAAGUCUCCUUCAUUCUUCUCCAAAUUUAAUAUCCUGGGAACGGUGUCUGUCCUCUAUUUGAUUUUCGUUGUUACCCUGAAGGCUGUUCGCUUAGGAUUCCAUCUGGAAUUUCACUGGUUUGCGCCAACAGAAUUUUUUGUACCAGAGAUAAGAGCUCAGUUUCCACAGCUGAUGGGGGUGCUUACUCUGGCCUUCUUUAUUCACAAUUGCAUCAUCACACUCUUGAAAAACAACAAGAACCAAGAAAAUAAUGUGAGAGACCUAUGCAUUGCUUAUAUGCUGGUGACAUUGACUUAUCUCUAUAUUGGUGUCCUGGUUUUUGCCUCAUUCCCUUCGCCUCCAUUACCCAAAGAUUGUAUUGAACAGAACUUCUUAGACAACUUCCCCAGCAGUGACAUCCUGUCCUUCAUUGCGAGGAUAUUCCUGCUGUUCCAGAUGAUGACUGUAUAUCCACUCUUAGGCUACUUGGCUCGUGUCCAGCUCUUGGGCCAUAUCUUCGGUGACAUUUAUCCUAGCAUUUUCCAUGUGCUGAUUCUUAACUUAGUUAUUGUGGGAGCUGGAGUAACCAUGGCCUGUUUCUACCCAAACAUAGGAGGGAUCAUAAGGUAUUCGGGAGCAGCAUGCGGCCUGGCUUUCGUGUUCAUAUACCCAUCUCUCAUCUAUAUAAUCUCCCUUCAUCAAGAGGAGCGUCUGACGUGGCCUAAGUUGGUGUUUCACGUUAUCAUCAUCAUUUUGGGCCUGGCGAACCUGAUUGCUCAGUUUUUCAUGUGAAAACUCUCUUCUCAAGAUUUCUCAUGGUAUUCUGAACCUUGGCAACGGUUGUGCAUAAAAGAACUUGAAAAUGC